This is a messenger RNA of Lolium rigidum, 2247 nucleotides long. Its product is annotated as subtilisin-like protease. The record is from RefSeq and is a predicted model, not a curated record. Bases 1 to 2247 code for a protein of 748 amino acids. NCBI's taxonomy places the organism in Eukaryota, Viridiplantae, Streptophyta, Magnoliopsida, Poales, Poaceae. Gene Ontology annotation, molecular function: serine-type endopeptidase activity. The transcript has a single exon. Gene Ontology annotation, biological process: proteolysis.
AUGGCGUCGUUUCCGAUUUUAUUACUGCCAGUUCUCUUGCUCGCCGCCCUCUUUUCUACACCUGUACUGUGCUACAUCAAUCCAUCUGCCACAAGGGUUCAACAGGAUGCUGCACAAGCCUCUGCUUACCGCACUUACAUCGUGUUUGUCGAGCCACCGCGUUCAGAUACAGGAGAAGACGCUCACCGCCGUUGGCAUGAGUCUUUCUUGCAAAGCUCGCGUGCCGGUGAAUCUGCGGAGUCACGUCUUCUCCAUUCCUACAGCGAGGUGUUCAGUGGCUUUGCCGCGAGGCUCACCCGGGCUGAGGUCGAUGCGGUGGCGAAGAAGCCAGGGUUUGUGCGCGCAUUCCCAAGCCGUAAGCUGCACCUCAUGACCACGCACACGCCGGAGUUCCUCGGGCUGAGGAAGGGCACCGGGGUCUGGAGCGCCGCUGGCUACGGCAAGGGAGUCAUCAUCGGGCUGCUCGACACCGGCCUCCACGCAACGCACCCUUCCUUCGACGAUCACGGCGUCCCGCCGCCCCCCGCGAGGUGGAAGGGCUCGUGCAAGGCGGCCCGCUGCAACAACAAACUCAUUGGCGCCAGGUCAUUUGUUGGAGACGAUGACUCUGGCGAUGAAGUGGGGCACGGGACGCACACCUCAUCCACAGCCGCCGGGAACUUCGUCCGACGCGCGUCGUACCAUGGCCUUGGCAUGGGCACUGCGGCAGGGAUAGCUCCCGGCGCCCACAUCGCCAUGUACAAGGUGUGCCGCCCUACUGGAUGUGAUGAUUCAGACGUACUAGCUGGGCUUGACAUGGCCAUCAAGGAUGGUGUGGACGUGCUCUCUCUUUCCAUGGGCGGCGACAUGGGCAUCCGCUUUGAUCUGGACCCCAUUGCCAUUGGCGCAUUUAGUGCCGUAUCCAAGGGCAUCGUCGUGGUUUGUGCGGGCGGCAACAACGGCGACUGGGAUAGCACGGUUGUCAACGACGCGCCGUGGAUUCUCACUGUCGCUUCCGGCUCGGUGGACCGCAGCUUCAGCGCUGAGCUGCAUCUUGGCAAUGGCAAGCGCAUCCACGGAGAAGCGCUUACCCAGAAGAAGAAUGCAAAGGCAAGCACCAGGUCAUCGUACCCUCUCGUCUUCUCUAAAGCACGUCGGUACUGUGAUUACCACAAUGUCAGUUCCAUUGCCGGCAAGAUCCUCAUUUGCGAGGCCAUAAUGACCAAGACUCAGAAGUCCGACAUCCGCAACAUAAUGGGUGCCGGUGCAGCUGGCGUGGUGUUGUUCAACGAUGAGACCAGUGGGUACACAACACAGCUGCAGGAUUACAACUCUAGCGUGGUGCAGGUAACGGCGGCCGAUGGCCUUAUUCUCACAUCCUAUGCAACGUCAAGAGAGCGCAGGCCCGUGGCUGCUUUCACCUACAAGAACACAUUGCUUGGCAUCCGCCCAGCACCCAUGGUGUCGUGGUUCUCUUCACGGGGUCCAAGCUCGAUUUGCAUCGGCGUCAUCAAGCCGGACAUAUUGGCGCCCGGGCUCAAUAUCCUAGCCGCUUGGCCACCGAAAGCGGACUCCGAAACAGGUCCUUUCAACAUCAUAUCCGGCACAUCUAUGGCGACACCUCACAUUAGCGGUGUCGCCGCGCUUAUCAAGAGCAUUCAUCCUGACUGGUCACCCUCCGCCAUCAAGUCUGCCAUCUUGACAACAUCGGAUAUCGUUGACAACACUGGCGGCUCGAUAUUGGAGCAACUACACAUGAAAGCUAGCGUGUACGACACAGGUGCCGGGCAUGUGAACCCUGCGAUAGCCGCGAACCCUGGUCUGGUGUACGACCUGAGCAUCACCGACUACGCAGGUCAUAUUUGUUCGUUGCUCGGUGACCAUGGCCUGGCGAGAAUCGUGCGCAACUCAAGUCUCACUUGCGCGAUGCUACCAAAGGUUAAGACCGCGCAGCUCAACUACCCGACGAUUACUGUGCCACUUGCAUCGACGCCUUUCACCGUGAAUCGCACUGUGACGAAUGUCGGACCAGCAACAUCGACAUACACGGCGAAGGUGGAUGUGCCCAGUACAUUGGUGGUGCGCGUCUUCCCCAAGACACUAGCCUUCUCCAAGGCUGGAGAGAAGAAAACAUUUAGCUUGACGGUGAGCAGCCACGGAGUAGGCAAACAAGAAUUUGUGGAGGGAAGCUUGAGAUGGGUGUCAAAGAAGCAUGUCGUGCGGAGCCCCAUCGUCGCCAGAGCGUUGGUCCUUCGUCCGCCGCGCUAG